This is a messenger RNA of Peromyscus californicus insignis, 9466 nucleotides long. It is a transcript of the gene Braf, whose product is annotated as B-Raf proto-oncogene, serine/threonine kinase. The transcript is spliced from 21 exons. Gene Ontology annotation, molecular function: ATP binding; protein kinase activity. The coding region runs from base 16 to 2547 and encodes 843 amino acids. The record is from RefSeq and is a predicted model, not a curated record. Gene Ontology annotation, biological process: signal transduction; protein phosphorylation. Gene Ontology annotation, cellular component: plasma membrane; mitochondrion; cytosol. NCBI's taxonomy places the organism in Eukaryota, Metazoa, Chordata, Mammalia, Rodentia, Cricetidae.
GCUUGCGCUUCGAAGAUGGCGGCGCUGAGUGGCGGCGGUGGCGGCGGCGGUGGCAGCGGCGGCGGCGGUGGCGGCGGCGGCGGCGGCGGCGGCGGCGGCGGCGGCGGCGGCGGCGGCGGCGCCGAGCAGGGCCAGGCUCUCUUCAAUGGAGACAUGGAGCCCGAGGCCGGCGCUGGCGCCGCGGCCUCUUCGGCUGCGGACCCGGCCAUUCCUGAAGAGGUGUGGAAUAUCAAGCAAAUGAUUAAGUUGACACAAGAACAUAUAGAGGCCCUAUUGGACAAAUUUGGUGGGGAGCAUAAUCCACCAUCAAUAUACUUGGAGGCCUAUGAAGAGUACACCAGCAAGCUAGAUGCCCUCCAGCAAAGAGAGCAACAGCUGUUGGAGUCCCUGGGGAAUGGAACUGAGUUUUCUGUUUCUAGCUCCGCGUCAAUGGACACGGUUACAUCCUCCUCUUCUUCUAGCCUUUCAGUGCUACCUUCAUCUCUUUCAGUUUUUCAAACUCCCACAGAUGGAUCACGAAACAACCCCAAGUCACCACAGAAACCUAUUGUUAGAGUCUUCCUGCCCAACAAACAGAGGACAGUGGUACCCGCAAGAUGUGGCGUUACAGUCCGAGACAGUCUAAAGAAAGCGCUGAUGAUGAGAGGUCUUAUCCCAGAAUGCUGUGCUGUUUACAGAAUUCAGGAUGGGUAUGGUUUAGAGAAGAAACCAAUUGGCUGGGACACUGAUAUUUCCUGGCUUACUGGAGAGGAGUUGCAUGUAGAAGUACUGGAGAAUGUUCCACUUACAACACACAACUUUGUACGGAAAACUUUUUUCACCUUAGCAUUUUGUGACUUUUGUCGAAAGCUGCUUUUCCAGGGUUUCCGCUGUCAAACAUGUGGUUAUAAGUUUCACCAGCGUUGUAGUACAGAGGUUCCACUGAUGUGUGUUAAUUAUGACCAGCUUGAUUUGCUGUUUGUCUCCAAGUUCUUUGAGCAUCACCCAGUACCACAGGAGGAGGCCUCCUUAGCAGAGACUGCCCUUACAUCUGGAUCCCCUUCUGCACCCCCCUCAGACUCUCUUGGGCCCCAAAUCCUCACCAGUCCAUCUCCUUCAAAAUCCAUUCCAAUCCCACAGCCCUUCCGCCCAGCAGAUGAAGACCAUCGGAAUCAGUUUGGGCAGCGAGACCGGUCCUCCUCAGCUCCCAACGUACAUAUAAACACAAUCGAACCUGUCAAUAUUGAUGAAAAAUUCCCAGAAGUGGAAUUACAGGAUCAAAGGGAUUUGAUUAGAGACCAGGGGUUUCGUAGUGAUGGAGCCCCCUUGAACCAGCUGAUGCGCUGUCUUCGGAAAUACCAAUCCCGGACUCCCAGCCCCCUCCUACAUUCUGUCCCCAGUGAAAUAGUGUUUGAUUUUGAGCCUGGCCCAGUGUUCAGAGGGUCAACUACAGGUUUGUCCGCCACCCCACCUGCCUCAUUGCCUGGCUCACUCACUAACGUGAAAGCCUUACAAAAAUCUCCAGGACCUCAGCGGGAAAGGAAAUCAUCAUCAUCCUCAGAAGACAGAAAUCGAAUGAAAACACUUGGUAGACGAGAUUCAAGUGAUGAUUGGGAGAUUCCUGAUGGACAGAUUACAGUGGGACAAAGAAUUGGAUCUGGAUCAUUUGGAACUGUCUACAAGGGAAAGUGGCAUGGCGAUGUGGCAGUGAAAAUGUUGAAUGUGACAGCACCCACACCUCAACAGUUACAGGCCUUCAAAAAUGAAGUAGGAGUCCUCAGGAAAACACGACAUGUGAAUAUCCUACUUUUCAUGGGCUAUUCAACAAAGCCACAGCUGGCUAUUGUUACCCAGUGGUGUGAGGGCUCCAGCCUGUAUCACCAUCUCCACAUCAUUGAGACCAAAUUUGAGAUGAUCAAACUUAUAGAUAUUGCUCGGCAGACUGCACAGGGCAUGGAUUACUUACACGCCAAGUCAAUCAUCCACAGAGACCUCAAGAGUAAUAAUAUAUUUCUUCAUGAAGACCUCACGGUAAAAAUAGGUGAUUUUGGUUUAGCUACAGUGAAAUCUCGAUGGAGUGGGUCCCAUCAGUUUGAACAGUUGUCUGGAUCUAUCUUGUGGAUGGCACCAGAAGUAAUCAGAAUGCAAGAUAAAAACCCAUAUAGCUUUCAGUCAGAUGUAUAUGCAUUUGGGAUUGUUCUGUAUGAACUAAUGACUGGCCAGCUACCUUAUUCGAACAUCAACAACAGGGAUCAGAUAAUUUUUAUGGUGGGACGAGGCUAUCUAUCUCCAGAUCUCAGUAAGGUACGGAGUAACUGUCCAAAAGCCAUGAAGAGAUUAAUGGCAGAGUGCCUCAAAAAGAAAAGAGACGAGCGACCACUCUUUCCCCAAAUCCUCGCCUCCAUUGAGCUGCUGGCCCGCUCACUGCCGAAAAUUCACCGCAGUGCGUCAGAGCCCUCCCUGAACCGGGCUGGUUUCCAGACAGAAGAUUUUAGUCUGUAUGCUUGUGCGUCUCCUAAAACACCCAUCCAAGCAGGGGGCUAUGGAGAAUUUGCAGCCUUCAAGUAACCACUCCAUCAUGGCAGCAUCUGCUCUUUAUUUCAUGUCUUGUGUUCAUACAGUUUGUUAACAUCAAAACACAGUUCUGUUCCUCACAUCUUUUUCUAAAAGAUACAAAAUUUUUAAUGCCUAAGCUCGUGUGGAACAGAGUGGAAUUUCUUAUUCAACAAAAGAGGGAAGAAUGUUUUAGGAACCAGAAUUCUCUGCUGCCCGUGUUUCUUCUUCAACACAAAUGUCACGUGCACACAAGUCUGCCCAUUCCCAGGAAGAAAGAGGAGAGACCCUGAAUUCUGCCCUUUUGGUGGUCAGGCAUGAUGGAAAGAAUUUGCUGCUGCAGCUUGGGAAAUCUGCUAUGGAAAGUCUGCCAGUCAACUUUGCCCUGCUAACUACCAGAUCAGUUUGUGGCUGGUCAUCUGAUGGGGCGAUUUCAAUCACCAAGCAUCGUUCUUGCCUGUUCUGGGAUGUGUUGUGGAGUGCUUUCCCUAUCCACCACCGUUAACUUCUGAGGGAUGGAGUAAAUGCAGCAUCCCCUUUGUGUAGCGCCUGUUCAGUCCUCACCAAACGUCACAGUGAAGCUCUUUAAAUUUCAGUGGAGGGUGAGAGGUGAGGAGAGCCUGUGUUGGGGGCCGAGAAAGGGGGAUGCUGCAUCUUCUUCCUCACCUCCAGCUCUCUCCCCUCGGGUUGCCUGGCUCCCUGGGCUCUGCCUAAGCACUCGGGCUGGACAGUGCUGGCACACAUUGCCUUCUUUCUCACUGGGUCCAGCAAUAGAGAUGGGGGUUGGGGGAUUGCUUCCUCCACAGUGUAGCAAAUUCUCAGGAAAAUACAGUCCAUAGCUUCCUCUCAGCUCUUCCAGUCACCAAAUACUUAUGUGGCUACCUUGUCCAGGGCACAAAAUGCCAUGGACAGCAUCUAAUUAAAAGCCUACAAAACUGCUUACUGACAGUUUUGAAUGUGAGAGAUUAGUGUAAUUUAAAUGUAAGGUACAGGUUUUAAUUUCUGAGUUUUUGUCUAUUUUUAUUUUUAAUAAAAGAAAAUAAUUUUCAGGUUUAAUUGGAAUAAAAGAAUACUUCCCACCAGAAUAUAUAUCCUGAAAAUUAUAUUUUUGUUAAUUGUAAGCAACUUUUAAAGAAUGAUUAUUAUCCUUUUCUUUACCUAAAAUUGUGGGGAGUCUUAGCAUAAUGAGUUAUUUAUACUUUUUAAAUUAAUGGUACUUGCUGGAUCCACACUAACAUCUUUGCUAACAAUCCCAUUGUUUCUUCCAACUUAACGUCUACACUACACCCUACAUCCUCUUUCUAGUCUUUGAUCUAUAAUAUGCAACCUAAAAUAAAAAUGGUGGUGUCUCCAGUCAUUCUCCUUCCUUUUUUCCCAAGCCUGGUCUUCAGAAGGUUGGGUAAUUUGGUAGCUGAGUUCCCUAGAUAGAAAUAAAACUGUUAGGGACAUUGGAGUUGCAGGAAGGUGUGAGGCCUGUCAUCGGUUUUUUUUUAUAGAACCCUAAAUCUUGUCUUUGCACAGAUCAAAAGUAUAACCGAGUUAUAGCUUCCCUUGGCUUUAAGGGUAAUAAAUUACCAUAGUAGCAAAGAAAGUGACUGGAUAUAUUAAUGGCCAGUACCUCUCUUAUCCAGGAAUCUUGAAUCUUGAAUUUAGAAAUGCAAAUUAAAAGAGAUGACUUAGCAACUACACUAUAGCCAAGAACUUGAAAAAAAAAUACUAUGGAAUCUAAAAGAAAAUGGAAUUUUAAAUUAUUUCAAGUUUCAAAUUAUAACGAUCCCACUAUAUAUUUAAGCCUAUACAAAACAGCUAGAUGAUUUUUGCUCAAAUAUCUGUCAUCAAAGAAAGGCUAUUGAAAAUUUUAUGAAUCCCCAUUAAUCAGUUAGCAGCAAUGCAUUUUUAAGUCUUAGAUGAGUACCUUAAAAAUGUUAGAAACUGAGAUGAAAAUGAUUCAUGCUGAUAUGAAAAAUAGCCUCUGCAUAUGAUGUGCCACUCUUUGAAAGGCAUUUUUACCCUUUUAAAUGCUUUUUAGCAUGGCUUUGUUUCCUUUACCCAGGAUUAGCUAGAAAGAGCUAGGCUUUGGCCGUCAAUGUACAUUUAGGUCCUGCUGAGGAGUUAGAGCCUCCCAGGCAUGCCUUGGUGCAGGGCCACCUCCUUGCUGGAAGAGGGGACCCAGCAAGCUUAAGGAGGGAGCUUAGCAUGUGAGUGGUCUAGACAGAAUGCAAAGGGACCCUUCUAACUUUCAUUUUAAUGUAGGUUGCUAUCUCACUUGAAAAGGGAAAGUGGAGUUGAUAUUAAAUGAAGCUGUGCCCAGAAGCCAGGCUCAGGGGAUUGCGAGAUGUUUUUAAUAGAGAUUAUAAAAAGUAGAAAUAAAUAUUUAAGCCUUCCUUAUUUUCUAUCUGAUACGUUUUUCUUCUUGUUUACAAACAUGAGAAAGGUAUCCUUUGUGGGUUUUUUCUUUUUUUUUUUAUGCUUAGACUGCAGAUAAUCUUGUUGAGCUCCUAAGGAAAUACAAGGAAGUCCUUGUUUGUGCAGAGCACUUUAUGAGUAAUUGUAUAGACAGAAUGUGGCUGCUUCACUGUCUUGUAAGGCUGGAGCUGUCGGGCCAUGAAGUGGUUGCAGUGCUUCCUGAGGUCUGUUUUGUUUGGGUUAGGAGUGAAGUCUUGGAAAGGUUUGAGAGCAACUAUAUAGAAUUGUUUUUAAAUAUGUAGUAUUCCUGAUGGACCUUUUCACCAUUAAGCUACAGGACCCAAACUUUUGACACUGAGAUAUUAUUAACCUCAAAAUGUAGUUUAUAGAAGGAAUUUGUGACUAGAGUAUCCAGUGUGGUCAUUUGUACUUACAUGCAUCUUCAGCAAAUAUUCUGUGUAACUGUCAGAUUCUGGUUCCUGAACAGCCCAUCUCUUAAGUCCAUAUGUGAGGUCUGGGAGGGCAUAAUGAGGCAUCCUCAAAGAUGAUCUGAUAUAAACUGUAUGCUAGAUUUAUGCUGGUACAGGAGAAGGAAUUACAUAAAGAUGUAAUUCAGGACUUCAGCACUGUCAACCAGAAACCUUGUAAAUACUCCUCAGUCUUGGUGCGGUCCCACUUCUUUUAUCACGUGAUGUCUUGUCAGGCACUGUCAGAGCUGCUGUCUGUCCCUCUUCAGAUCUCACCUGUCCCUACCGCACAUCCACCUCCCAGCCUCUUGCAAACCUCAGCAUCUAGCUUUAGUUGGAAACACAGUGCAGGGAUCAGGUGACCUCUUCAAAAAACUACCUCCUCAGAAUGAGGUAAUGAACAGUUAUUUAUUUUAAAGUAUGAGAAGUCAGGAGCUCUAGAACAUGAAGAUGAUAGAAGAUUUUAACUUUUAUGUGUACUUGUAGUUGAGCACUCGUUUUGUCCUAAAGGGCAUUAUACAUUUAAGCAGUGAUACUGUUGGAAGAUUUUUUUUUUCUUUAAAGGUGUAGCUCAGAGUAUCUGUUGUUGGAAUUGGUGCCAGAGUCUGUUUAAUAUAUUUCAGAAUCUUAACCUUCAGUCAGUUGCAUGAAGUUAAAUAGUUAUGGUAACACUUUGCUAACCAUGAUAUAAUUCUACCUUUCAGUAAGUAGGUUUGGCAAAACAGUAUACCUUCACAGUGAGUUGGCCACAGCUUUGUCACAUGCCCAGAUGUUCAUCUAAAGAGACUGCCCAGCUAAGAGGGUAGAAGGAUGCCCUUUUUAUAAGAUUCUCUUCUUUGUCUAAGUUGGCAUUGUUGUGCUCUAAUACCAGCACCUUGACCAGCAGAUGUCAGCCAAUAAGCUAUUUUUAAAACCACAGCCCGAGAUGAAAAGGUCACUGUGAGUAGAAACACCAGGUAGCUUACAGGGGUGAAACACUGUAGGGAGGCUCGAGAAAAAUACCUUGACAAUUUGCCAAAUGAUCUUACUGUGCCUUCAUGAUGCAAUAAAAAGCUAACAUUUAGCAGAAACCAGUGAUUUAUGAAGAGAACAGCCAGUCUGGUUUAACUCAGCUGUGUUAAUAUUUUUUAGAGUGCAAUUUAGACUGCGAAGAUAACUGCACUAAAGAGUUUAUAGCCAAAAUCACAUCAAAAAACAUGAGAAAAUGGUAAAUUUUCAAUGAACAAAAUUAUUUUUUUAAAGCACAUAAUCCCUAGUAUAGCCAGAAAUAUUUACCACAUAGAGCAACUAGGUUGAAAAUACAGUUCAGUGACAUUUCUAGAGAAACUUUUUCUACUCCCAUAGGCUCUUCAAAGCAUGGAACUUUUAUACACAAUGUUUGACAUUUUAAGAUACUGCUGUAGUUUAGUUUUGAAGUAGUGUGUGCUGGGCAGCAAUCAUGUUCUAACUCAAUGAGAAAAAACACAUUGUAGAUUUGAUUUGUUUCCAGAGAAAUGCUGCCAACCUAGACACUGAGUGUUCAGAGUUUGAAGUGUAAACUUGCCUCCCAAGACCUGUUUGCAAAUGAAGUUGGCUAGUGCUACUGAGUGCUCUGGUGCGUGGCGAAGACAGGGCUGUCUCUGCGAGUGUCUUUUGUAAAGGGACAUUGGAGUAGUGAAAGACUUGGCCAGUGCAUAUAAACUGGACACUCCAUGCUGUGGUUCUUGCAUCCUUUCCUCACUAGCCCCAAGAAACUCAAUGUUUUCCCCAGUGUGUCCUUUAGCUGUUUCACUCAGAUUCCAAGAUGAAUUGCUGAUACCAGAAGGGACUGAAGUGGUUGGUGUAUUUGUGGUCCUAAUUGCUGGCUCUGGUAGAGUUGAAGAUGCUGGCCAGAUGCUUGUUCUGUCAGUACACCAGACAAUAAUUUAAUAGUUUCAGAUUAAUUUAUUUCUACUUCCAUUUGGGCAGAGAUACUUAAACUGAAAUUCAGAUCUAAUUUUUGUCAUUUGAAAGGAAACAUUAACAGUUCCUUUUUUUUCUUUUCACUGGGGUGUGCAGCGAGGGCCUUAUAUGCACGGGCAAGGAUCCUACCACUGAGCCACAUUUAUCCACAUUUAUAUAAAAUGUUAAGUUAAAACUCUCGCUCACUGUUUCUCUCUCUCUCUUAGGGACACCUAGUUACCACUUUAGUAAAGUGAUAAAGGUGAAUCCUUUAUUUCAGUCUCCACAACUCCAACUAUCCCUUUUAUUAAUUACUCAAUCAGUAUCACUAAAUUGUUUACUUUUAUUUAGCCGUUUUGACUAACUGCAGUGAUAUAACCAGUUGUGCAUGAGGACAACAGCCAGUGUGGUGUUGUUUUUUUGUUUUGUUUUGUUUUUUGUGGUGCAUUUUUUUGUAGAGAAUUCUGUAGAUUGAAGUGCUCUUUGAAUAGAACUGAAAUAUAUUUAUUCUUGUGAGUAUCAAAAAAUGUUUUGUGCAAAUCAUUUGCUUUUCCUGGCAGGCUGAGUACAUUAGCCAGCACCCAUGACUGCUGGUUCCCAUCUACAGUGUACACAGGGGAGACAGACGGGAAGUGUGUGAAGUGUGUUUACAGAGCUGGAAUGGGGAUGGGAGUGAUUGAUUUAGUCUUAUUUUUGCCUUGAAAAUCACUGUUGUUUUAAGACCCAUGUGUGUUUGGCUGGGCUAUGAGUUACAUAGGAAGAAACUGCAGACUAGAAAGCUCACAGACAGGCACAAAUGGAAGAAAAUGGACCAAAAUAAGGUAGGGUGACACUUCAAUCUGGGACUUAGGAAAAAACUAAAGGUGGGAGAUGAACUAUAGUCACCUGAAAUACAAUGUAAGAGUGCAAUAAAUGUGCUUCUUAUUCUAAGCUGUGAACUUUUUUUAAGUCAUUCCUUUCUAAUACAUUUAAUGUAUGAUGUUCCAUUGCUGACUAAAACCAGUUAUGUGAACAUAGGCCUUUUUAUUCAUGUUAAUUACCAGUAUAAGCGGCUAACCUUGAUGUCUUAUUUAUCUUCAUGUUGUAUUAGUUUACAUACCAGGUAUGUGUGUGUAUGCUGUACUCUUUCUCCCUUUAUUUGAAAACACUUUGGGUCAUUUCCUUUGGCCAUUCCACAAUACAGCAUUGGUUUGGCUUCCAUGUCACCAUAUUUGAAGGACUGUGUCCCGGUAGCAGAAUUUAUGGUAUUCCCAUUGUUGGGUGUACUUCUGAUCCUUUGCUUCUACAGCACUUGCCUCUCCUAAGAUAGUCAUACAACUAACUGAUCAGGGGAUGGACUUCACCACUCAUCAUGUCUCUUGGAUUCUAUUAAAUAGACCACUCUUUGGCUUUAGACCAGGAAAAAGGAGACAACCCUAGCCAUCUACCAAGCCUCACUCUAAAUGGUCAUAUGUACUUCUUGGUCUGAGGACAAGUCUCCAAUAAGGGAGAGGAGAGGGAAUGCUUCAUGUUUGAACUGCAGUGAGUUACGGCUCCUGUUUCACCACCCAAACCUAUGGCAACUCCUACACAUUCCUCUUGUCUGUAAUUGCCAGAGGUUUGGGUUUGUCACCUCAGUUCCACUCAAGCAUUGAAAAGGUUCUCUGGAGUCUGGGGUGUGCCCAGUGAAAAGAGGGGAACUUUUUCAUUAUCCACAAACCUCUCUAUACCUGCUUUGCAAAAAUUAUAAUGGAGUAACUAUUUUUAAAGCUUAUUUUUCAAUUCAUAAGAAAAAGACAUUUAUUUUCAAUCAAAUGGAUGAUGUCUCCCUCUUAUCCCGUAUUCCUCAAUGUUUGCUUGAAUUUUUUUUCUUCUCUAUACCUACUUCCUAUUACUUAGUUCUUUCCUGCUCAGGUCCCUUCAUUUGUACUUUGGAGUUUUUCUCAUGUAAAUUUGUAUAAUGGAAAAUAUUGUUCAGUUUGGAUAGAAAGCAUGGAGAAUUAAAUAAAAAGAUAGCUGAAAAUCAAAUUGAAGAACUUUAUUUCUGUGUAAAGUUAUUUAAAAACUCUGUAUUAUAAAAAAAGGCCAAAAAAGUGCUAUGUAAUUGAUGUGAAUAUGCGAAUACUGCUAUAAUAAAGAUUGACUGCAUGGAGAAAUCUUAA